This is a messenger RNA of Microstroma glucosiphilum, 3739 nucleotides long. RefSeq names its product Suf-domain-containing protein. NCBI's taxonomy places the organism in Eukaryota, Fungi, Basidiomycota, Exobasidiomycetes, Microstromatales, Microstromataceae. Gene Ontology annotation, cellular component: nucleus. The coding region runs from base 286 to 3687 and encodes 1133 amino acids. The record is from RefSeq and is a predicted model, not a curated record. Gene Ontology annotation, biological process: mRNA 3'-end processing. The transcript has 3 exons. Gene Ontology annotation, molecular function: mRNA binding; protein binding.
CUUCUCAACUCCUUCUCCUUCAUCGGACCAUAACUCUCUCCUCUUCCAUCCCGCAACCUUCUUCUCUUCCUUCCUUAUUAGAGCAACGACGCAAUCUACAUGCCAAGGGUGUGAAGUCUGCCACAUCCCGUCUGAGACAGCCACAGAUCCAUCUCACUGUCCUUGUGAUCUAGAGUGGGAAAUUCGCACUGCUUCUUUCCCUGCGUGCUACUACUACCUCGUCUGAGUGCGGCCCCUUGGCGAGUCCCUCUUUGCAUUGACGUCUCCUUCGUCUGAUCACAAGCAAUGGAUCCUCGUCUGGCUCGCAUGGCGGCUUUGAAGCAGGAGAAGGAGGCAAAGCAGAGGGCCGCUCAGGCAUUGGAGACGGAGGCAGCAGCCUCACAGCAAGGGAGCAGUGACAGUCAGUCUGCCCUGCAUUCUACAGAUGAGCUAGUGUCAUCUUCGGAGGCAAACGAUGUAGACGGCACUGAGCUCCCGCAGACCGCCCCUGCCGCCGAUGAUGAGGACGACGAUGUGGAUGGAGAGGAGAAUGUGGAAGGUGAUGCAGACGCCGAAGGGGAUGACGAUGAAGACGACGACGGCGUUGACGGAGAGGAGCAGACACAGCAAAAGCAAGAGGGCGAACAGGAGGAAGAAGUCAAGCCAGCAGUGACAGAAGCAACGAGCGGGCCAAACGGCGAUACCACUCAGGAACAAGGCCCCUCCACCGUCUCAGCAGCAGUCACCGAUGGCACGCAGGAAGUGCAGACUGGCGGAGAGGAGGACGAUGAUGCCGAUGGAGAGGCCAUGGAAGAGAGCGAUGGCGAGGAAGAGGCCGCACAAGAACAGCAGCAGCAGCAGCAGCAGCAGCAGCAGACUGGUCAAGCUCAGCCGCAAGAAGAGACGGUCACUGAGGCAAUCAUUGAGCCCACGUCCGAGAUCAUCAAAGCCGAAGCUGCAGUCUCGCCUCCCCAGCCUCAAGCCGAUUCAAAGACUGCUCCUCUACAGCCGCUAUCUCAAAAGGCAGAAGCUCGCGAUCAAGUCGAUGCAUUCCUUGCUCAAAUCCAAGCUCAACAAAGCAACGGUGCUCUACAGUCCUCUUCUGCUCCACAACCUGAUCUUUCGACACCUGCUGCCCGUCGAGCCCACCUGCUGGCUCGUUUAGAGAAGGAGCCGCGAGAUUCGGAAGCCUGGCUUACUCUGCUGGCUGACUCUGAGUCACGACUGGCAGAAGGUGACCCUACGUGGACGAUUGAUGAUGUCCGCUCGACAUACGACAAGUUUUUGGAGGUAUACCCCUGCGCGGCGAGACAGUGGCUGGCUUACAUCGACCUGGAGCUCUCUCUCUCCAACUUUCAGCAAGUAGAAGCGCUCUUCACUCGCUGCCUGCGGAGUACCCCGUCCGUGUCGCUUUGGAAAAGUUAUCUUUCCUACACCCGCAGAGUCAAUCCGCUUCCUGCCCCUAGCGGAUCUGGAGACGAGGAAGGCGAACGUGGGCGCGUACGGCGUCUGAUCGAGGAAGCAUAUGAGUUUGCAACUCGCCAUGUGGGCAUGAGUCGAGAUGCUGGAGAGAUCUGGGGCGAGUACAUCAAGUUCAUCAAGGAUCGUGAAGCCAAGACGCCCUGGCAGAGUGGGCAGAAGAUGGACGAUCUGAGGAAGAUCUACCAGAGGGUGGUUGGGAUCCCUCUUGCAAAUGUUGAAGCCAUCUGGAGGGAGUAUGAUCAAUUCGAGAAUGGCUUGAACAGAGUUACGGCCAAAAAGUUCCUCGCAGAGCGAUCAGCCGCGUACAUGACAGCUCGUAGCGCUUUGCGCGAAAUGCGUCACCUGGUCGACCACCUCCAUCGUCCCUUGCUUCCUCGCCUCCCUGCAUGGGUCACCACUGCUACGGCCCCUCCACCUACCUCAGCAGACCUCUCUCGAGACCGCGAACGGCUCGAGGCGUGGAAGGCUUACCUGCAAUGGGAGGAAAGCGAUCCGCUGGAGCUGGGUGAAGGGGAGGGAGCUGCCCCUGGCACGAACGAAGUGUUGCGGAAACGGGUUGAAGUUGCGUACGCUAAGGCUACCAUGCACAUGAGGUUCAACAGCGAAGUCUGGUGGAUGGCGAGCCGUUGGGCUGAGAGCUGCGGAAGGACAGAAGAGAGUGUGCAAUGGCUGAAGGAUGGUAUGAAGGCAUGCCCCGGCAGCUAUCUUCUGUCCUUUGCAUAUACAGAGUCCUGCGAGACUCGAGGCGUCACGUCGGAUUGCUCGGCAGUCUUCGAAGCCCUGCUCAGUCAUACUCACUCGCAGAUUGAGGCUCUCGAAGCCGAGCUGGAAGCAUCUCUCUCUUCGAUCGACGUCUCAGCUGCAGCUGCCCGAUCACAGGUCUUGGCCGCAAAGCGCGAUGCAGGAGAUGCAGACGAGCUGGAAGGUGAAGAGAGGGAGGAGGAGCGCAAGCUCGAGGAGGCCCGAGAUGCUCAAAAGGAAGCGUUGCGAGCGACAAUGAAGCCUCGCAUUGAUUCGCUGAAGGAAGAGGCCUCGCUGGUCUGGAUCCGUUGGAUGCACUUUGUGAGGAGAACAGAGGGUCUGCGACCCACCAGAGCCAUCUUCUCCAAGGCUCGAAGGUCGCCUCACGUCACCUGGCAGAUCUACGAAGCCAGCGCACUGAUGGAGUACCACUGCUCCAAGGACGCCAACGUCGCUACAAAGGUCUUCGAAUUGGCUCUCAAGACCUUUGGCAGCGAUGAGGCUUUUGUGGUGCGAUACUUGGACUUUCUCAUCUCCAUCAACGACGAGAACAAUGCACGCUCUCUCUUCGAACGGACGCUCCCUUCCUUCCCGCCGAAUCGAGCUCGCCCGCUAUGGUCGCGCUGGGCGUCGUACGAGUACACGUUUGGGGACUCUACCUCGAUUCGCAAGCUCGAGGCGCGUCUGGCAGAAAUGUACCCUGAAGAGUCGCCCCUGAAGCGGCUGCGAGAUCGUUCUGCCUAUGGCGAUUUGGAGGUGAUAGGGCUCAGGGAUUUGGGAGAGGAGCGGCUUGGAGAAAAGGGUGGAGCUACAGCUGCUGAGCGGGCGGUGCUAGCAGCGAACAGCGAAGUAGCGCCUGCCAGUGCAAUUUCGGCAGCAGCAGCCGGCGAUGCUGCCAUUACGGCAAAGGCAGUCGCUGCUGCUGCUGCCGUGUCGACAACGAAGCGCGAAGAGGGCAACAAUGACCUCAAGCGCGGAAGAGAGGCGGGUGAUGAUGGAGCUAAUAAGAGGAGGGGAAUGGGUUUGGGCGCUACCCCUCCUGCUGGACCACCAGCAGCAGGCAGCAGGAGCUCUCUCCCUCCACAAGGAGCCGUCUUCCCCGCAGCGGGCAGUGGAGGACCGAGCAACGGAUUCCAGCCACAACAGCAGCAGCAGCAGCAAUUCGGUACACCCCCACCUCUCCCCUCCCUCGCAGAUGGAAUCCUCUAUUUCCUUUCCCUUUUGCCCAAUGCACGCUCAUUCGACGGACCUAGACUCCCCGCCGAACAGGUCAUGGAGGCAGUCAGAAGCAGCAACAUUGCUGCGCCUGCACCAGGUGUACUUGGUGCGCCUGGUAUGGCAGGAGGAGCAGCAGGACCGGGCAUGGGUCCAGCUGGAGCACCGGGAGGGUGGGCUGCUGGGAGAGGAGCAGGAGUGGUGCCGCCUUUGGGCCCUUCCGGAAGAGGUGGAGGGGUGGUUGGGAGAGGUGCGAGGAGGAGAUUCUAAGAAGAGGAGGCGCCGCGUGUGUGUGGUCGUCUAAUAUCAUAUAGUACAUUGC